Molecule: messenger RNA, 2160 nt
Organism: Rotaria sp. Silwood1
Lineage: Eukaryota; Metazoa; Rotifera; Eurotatoria; Philodinida; Philodinidae
Source: the annotation of a GenBank genome assembly
AUGAGUGAUGAAGAAGUGGAAAUGGUACUGAGUCGAAAGUCUCGAUUCAGUCGCUAUCGUACACAAGUUCGAAAGAAAAUCAAUCUCGAUAUAAAUGAAGCAAUGCAAAUCGAUGAUAGCAACAUUACAUCAAUGAAUGAUAUAUCUGAUUCCGAAGAACCAAAUACUGUAUUCAUUGAUAAAAUACCAAUAGUAACGCACGAUUUUUCUGAUGAUGGUACAGAUUCUAUUGAUACGAAUGACGAUGCGGAAGAAAUAUAUGAAGCUCAGUGCAACGUAUUCGAUAAUGAUUUUGAAACUCAACAACCACCAAAUGCUACUGAACUUUCAGUAAUGUUACUUUUUGUUUGGAGAAAGCAUUCUAUGAGUAAAGCUGUCGUGAAUGAUAUUUGUCGAAUUUUGAAUGCUUUCAAUGUUCCAAACAUGCCUAAAGAUUUUCGCGGGGUGAUGUCACACAUUAAAAAAAAUAAUCCUACAUUACUUCACGGUAAUCAAUCGUUUAUUUGUCCAUCGUGUUUCAAUAGAAGUUUAAAUGCUUCAAAAUGUAAUGUCAAGGGAUGUCAAUCUGCUUCAUCCUAUGUUCGUACUCCAACAUCAGUAUCUACUUUUCCUAUUUUACCUCAAAUUAUUGCAAUUCUUGAACGUGAAAAUCUUGCAUCAUUAACAUAUGAAUCUGAUCAAUGUCGUGACGUAAUGAACUCUCAACGUCAUUAUGAAAUCGUAAUGAAGGAAAAACAAACACAUCCAGGAAGAAAUAUAGUGACUCUUACACUUAAUUCUGAUGGUACGUUAAUUAAACGAUUAUCUCGUUCUUUAUGGAUCACAUGUGCUUGCAUAAAUGAAUUACCUCGACGCAAAAGGUUUGAAAUUAAUAAUAUAUUAAUAUGUUCUAUAUCAACAGGUGCUGAAAAACCAAAAAGAAAAGAAUACUCAACAAUAUUAAUUGAUAUCGUAAACGAGUUAAAAUUUCUUGAACACGUAGGUUUCGACAUUGUAUUGCCAUCUGAUAAAAAAGGCACUGCACAAAAUUAUACACAUUUUCAUGCCUUUACUAUAUCUGCUGUCUGUGAUAAACCAGCACAGUCUCUACUUAUGAACAUAAAAGAUUCAACUGGUUUUUUUAGCUGUGGGUGGUGCUGCAUCACAGGUAAAACUAGUUCUUCAGGUGCACGAUGUUUCAUUUCAAAUGAAAAAAUUCCGAUAAAGAUUCGUAACAAUGCAACCUAUGAUGCAUUUAUGCAGCUUUUAGCUAGGAAUUAUGUGCCAAAACAUCCUAUGAAAGAUAAAGCAUGUGGACAGUUAGGUUAUUGUGCGUUACGUGAACUAACUUAUUUUGAAAUCGGAGAAAGUUUCUGCUUCGAUUCUCUUCAUGGGUUAUAUGCUGGAACAUUUGCAGCCAAUUGUGUUUCUAUUGUACACUCUCAAGUACACGUUCAUCAAACAUUACGUAAAUUUGGACCUCUUCAUAACUAUAGCACCUUCAAUUUCGAAAGUACAGUUGGAUCAAUCGUAAAGUCUAUAUAUGGUCCGUCGGUGAUUAUACCUGAGCUUAUUAAUAAUUUUGAGUUGGUAUCUCAUGCUACUGAUAUUCUUAAAAAUCCGUCCUUUCAUCCAAAAAUUGCUUUACUCAUACAUCAAAUGCUUUUUUCGAAGAGACGAGCUGUACCAACAUGCAUCAGUCCAAAUAUUGAAAUUCAUCUGGCUCAUCCAACAACUGUUAAAUUUCUACAUGUAGCCACAUAUCUCGAGACUACAUACGGCAAGAAACAAUUCACCCAUUAUUCACUAUGCUUUGUUAAAGGUGUAACUUUCAAGGUUCAUUGUCCAACAAAUAAACAAGUGGAUGAUUCGGCUUUGGUUUAUGUUGAUGAGUCAGACAAUAUUCAUCUUGGUGUAAUUGCAGGAAUUGUCAAACUCAAAGAUACUGGCAAUAUCUUAUUCAUUGUCGAUGAAGCAAAAAUUAUUGGUUAUGAUUCCUUUCUACUUAAUGGAACGGAAUACAUAAAUGAUUUCUUUAUUUUUGCAACAUUAAAAACUCCACGAACCACUGUUUCGAUUCACUAUGAUUCAAUCAGAGAAAAAGUUGCAUAUCGAUCAGAUGAAAAUCUCAAUUCUGUUUGGGAGUUCCAUCUAUUUCCAAAUCGUCAAGAAUCCACAUAA